AUGCUGAGAGACUUGCUGGAUAGUCAAGACAUCUACAUCAAUGUUUCCUUUGAGCAGUGUGGUAGUGCUCUUUCCAUCGCUGAAGGUGCGGUGGUCAUGGCGCCGUCGUCACUACAGUCGCCGCACUCCUCGCUGCACCCGCCGCCACAACAACAACAUCAACAACAUCAACAGCAUCAGUCAGGUCGGCGAGCAGGGAGGAGCAGCGGCAGCAACACCAGCGGUAGCAGUGGAGGUGGCGGCGGAGGCAGCAGCGGCGGCCACCACACCCACAGCGGUAGCAGCACCAUGAAGGGCGGCAGCACACAGCUAGGGAUGACCUUGAGUGGCAGCAGCAGCAGCCCUGUAGAGCCCAUCAAGCCCCUGCUGGACCUCAGUUCAGGGUCGACCGGAGGGUCGCCCCUUACCAUGCCUCUACACCCAGUGUUUGACGAGGCGGCCCCACGUAACGUGUCCAGCCUUACCAGUAAUGCUGCCUACCUGCACUGUCUGGUGCACAACUUGGGCAACAAGAGUGUGUCGUGGAUCAGGCAGAGAGACCUACACAUCCUGACAGUGGGCCGCUAUACCUACACGACGGAUCAACGCUUCGAGGUGAUCCACUCCCCGGGCUCCCAAGAUUGGAUCCUCAAGAUCAGUUACGCUCAGGUGCGCGACUCCGGUAAUUACGAGUGCCAGCUGUCCACCAAACCCGUGAGGAGCUACGUCGUCCGCCUCAACGUGUUCGGUGAGACUCCAGCAGCAAUGCAGACUAACGGAGGCAAGAGUCUUAUGCUGUGGCGAAUCUCUAGUCAAGGAGGAGGUGUGCUGGUCCAUCCUCUGCUGCUCUGGGCACUGCUGGUGCUCUUGUUGUGGCAGGUGCUGUGUUGGGGCAGCUUGGCCAUCCCUGGAGUGCUGUGUUGGGGUGGCUUAGCUUCCACAGCUGGCCUCCUGAGGGGCGGUGGAACCUGAGGAGAAAGAGAGAAAACGGACUUGCGAAUGACGGAGUUCCCCCUUCUACUUGGACGUCCUUGUAGAGCUGCCAAUGGUGUGUGGUGAUGCGUUGGGAUGUUGACGUUCAAUCUGCUGUCAACCUUGACAGAAAUGUCGAUGGAACUGUUGUCUAGCGUUUGGCUUUGACUUUGUAACUAUUGUAUUACGUUUAAUUUAGCGUUGGCAUUUUUGGAACUAAAACGUAGUCUAACACCAAAUUCAAAUUCUUGACUAAGGUUCAGAGAUUGAGUUUCACUGUGAAGCUUCAUUCAGUGCGAGAGCCUUCAGUCACCGCGAGAACCUUCAGUCACCGCGAGAACCUUCAGUCACCGCGAGAACCUUCAGUCACCGCGAGAACCUUCAGUCAACGCAACGUCAAUUUUUUCUUUGCCAAGCAGCUCGUCUCUAAGGUAGCAUUUUUUACAUGUUUGUCUCUAAGAAUCUUGGUCGCGAAGCAGAAGUCCAACGCCAGAAAACGUCAGAUUUUUUGCCAAAGAAUUAGAACCAGAUUUUGAAUGCGAGACUGUAAUCUUAACGCCAAAAGUCCAGAUUCUUAAUGUAUACGUCCGAAAUCUAGGAGUGAGAAAAGCCGCGGGACAGUGCAGCAUAGACACCUGUACAUACCUGAACAGUUCAUCUACAAUGUGUGUACACCUGAUGAAAAAAUAAAAUUGUACAUAAACAAAAAAUAUAAAACUCGUGUACACGUCAAAAGUGCCUUGUACAUAAGAAGUCUCCCGUGUGAGUGUAGGUUACUAAGUGUACAUAGUGUUGACAUUUAUAUAUAUUUAGAUAAUGCCGUGUAGACGUUUGGUGAACCUCCGUGUACAUACAUUAAAGUGUACACCAUGGGAGUGAUGUGUACGUGAUGUAGGUGCCGUGUACAGUACAUCAAGAGAGAACUGGGUAUACCCUUAAUUAAGAUUUCGUGUACAUCACCAAAUCAAGCUGUGUGCACCAUCAAAUUUAAGUGUACACUAACGAAAGAUAUGUGUGCAUCCCGAGAGGUCCAUGUACGCAUUCGUGUAUGUCAUAGCUUCGAAUAUUCCUUUACACACAAUCAAAAAAGUAUCUUUACGGAUGGGUUUUGUUGUCUCGGUAGGAUUGUCCAAAUCUUACGUUCGUUGUGUCAUAUUGUCUAACACGAAAUUGUAAA
This is a messenger RNA of Homarus americanus (American lobster), 2128 nucleotides long. RefSeq lists its product as uncharacterized. NCBI's taxonomy places the organism in Eukaryota, Metazoa, Arthropoda, Malacostraca, Decapoda, Nephropidae. Gene Ontology annotation, biological process: synapse organization. Gene Ontology annotation, cellular component: neuron projection membrane. The record is from RefSeq and is a predicted model, not a curated record.